AUGGCAAUUAUUGAUGAAAAUUACAGCAUAUUCCGUGUUGCAAUACCGGAUAAUGUCGUUAUUUUUAUACGUACAAGCAGCAAUGUUAAAUGGUUUUGUGACAUAUGCAUCAAGACUACACCAAAUUUCAAGUUGUUGUCCAAAGCAAAUGAAUUGUCAAAGAAAAUUGAUAAAUUGAAUGACUUGAAUAUUGCAAUAAAGUCAGAUAUGGAAAUUAUAAAAACUGCCAUUAAUUCAAGCGAGGCCAUGUUAAAUAAACUUGGUGGUUCGGAGUCAGAUUUGAAUGACAAAAUGCAGUCAUUAAAACAUGAUAUAAAGUCAACUUUUGCUUCGGUUGUUAGUCAAGAAGUCAAAAAGAACGUUGACGUUCUUAAUGCCGAAGUUAAAAAUGUACAUAAAACUUUGAUUGAAGCGUCCGAUGUGAAAGAUAGAGAAUCAAAUAUAAUGUUAUUUCGACUGCCGGAAGGUGUCAACGAUAAAGAGCGAGUUUUCAAAAUUUUGAAUCACUUAACGGAUGACGCCAUGUCUGAUAAAAAUGUUCUAAAAAUUGUGAGAUUGGGUAAAAAAACUGAUGGCACGUCGAGACCUUUGCUUAUCAAGUUGGACAAUAUCGCUGUUAAAAAUCAAAUUAUAAAACGCACUUUUAAAUUAAGUUCUCUGGUUGAUCAAUUUGGUCGAAUUGACAUUAGUCAUGACUUGACUAAAGAACAGAGAGUUGUCACAUUUGAGGUUUUAGCGGUCAAAUUUACAACUAACAACAGGGAGUUUAUAUUGCUCGCUAUUUAUAGACCGGGUUCUGCUCAAUUAUCUACAUUAUUUUUUAACGAGCUGAUAUUGGUGCUAGAAAAUUUUGAGAUGGAGACUACAACAAGGGAAAAAAGUGGAAAAGGAAAUAAAAAGAUGUUGGUAAAAGAGGUGACUAGCGUUGUAUGUAAUGGUUCCUUUCCGUAUAAAACCGUUGGGCUUACUGAUGAAUUGAAGGGAAAAGUUAAUGAGAUUCUAAACUUAAGCUGGAGCUAUGAUGAUUGUCUGGUUCACGUUAAGAAUUUAAAGCUGAAGGAAUGUAAUGACAAUGAUAAGGUUAUUUGCAACAGCCAUGAUAGAAAGCAGAUUUUAGAGAUAUGUUCUCAAUUAUUUGAUGGUUACAUUAAAGAGAGUAGCAUAAAGUCUAUUUUUAGACUGGGUGUCAGAAGUGAUAAGAAAAUUAAAGAAUUGAGCAGUAGUUUGAGGUGCAUUGGAGUUAAUUAUGACCAAAACAAAGAGCAGCGGGAGAAAAGGAAAGAGUUAGUCAUAGAAACUAAAAAGUUGCAAGCUGAUAGUAAAGGGGAAUUCCAGUUUCGGGAUGGGUGUCCGGAUGUAAAAACUUUUCCCCAAAUUAUUCCUAUGCCAUUACAAAGAAAAACAACGGCCUCUAGUCCCCAGCAGGCCUUAAGUGGUCAAGGGGUGCCAAGAAUCACUGGGAAGUAUGCAAUAGCGGAGGGAUGUUGCAGAAAAAUUCAGAAUGGCUCCUUUAUGGUACUUAGACUUGGAUCACUGACUGGCCGCAGCAUGGAAAUCGCAGAAAUGCUUGAGCGUAGAAGGAAUGACAUCUGCUGCCUCCAGGAGACCCGAUGGAAAUCGAAUGGUGUUUGUCAUGUCAACUCAGACAAAAAAAUAUAA
Helobdella robusta is the source of this 1659-nucleotide messenger RNA. RefSeq lists its product as hypothetical. The record is from RefSeq and is a predicted model, not a curated record. NCBI's taxonomy places the organism in Eukaryota, Metazoa, Annelida, Clitellata, Rhynchobdellida, Glossiphoniidae. Bases 1 to 1659 code for a protein of 552 amino acids. The transcript is spliced from 7 exons.